ACCACAGAUUUAAAUGAACAUUCAGCACCUUUAGGUUUCAACCUUUUGAUUUAAGUCUAAUUCUUCUUUUGCAUUUCAUUUGUUAUUUGUUGAACCUUUAAACCCCGGGUCGUGUUUUCCCCCUGGAGGCGGCAGGAAGUGAGGCGUUCCUGCUCUGCUGCGCUCACUCCUCCACUUCCUGCUUCUCAGGCUGCAUGAACGACGUCUACAGAACUUCAGAGGUCGCAGGCUUCACUCAAACCGGUGAGAACAGACGGUGAGAACAGACGGGGAAAUGUCUACGAUCAGCUUCAGAACAUGUUAUCCCUCUUACGACUUCGACGAGCUCCAAGCAAGUGUGAGGUCUUUCGUGAAUCUCUACGAUCAACAUGAAGAUCGUCUCCAGGGGGCGUUGGAGAGCUACACACAGUUGGCCGCUCGAGUGCGUGAAGCGCCGGAGGUCGCGCCGGCAAACAGAGCGGUCCGCGGCCUGCUCGGCGGCGCUCUCGGGGCCGUGUCCGGUGCCAUCGCUGGUGGAGUCGGGGGGGUUCUGGGGUCAGUUGCUGCCACAACUUACCAGAAACUUUGUGGAGAAAUCGGCGCGGUCGACGCGACUGUCGGCUUCGCUGGCAGCGUGGUCGGGGGGGUAGCUGGGGGAGUGUUUACUGGAAGCGUCGGCGGUGCUGUCGGCGCCACAACUUCAAGUUCAUCUCAUGGUGCAGUGAGCGAUGCAUUAUGGGUCACCAUCGGUGUUGCCACCGGUGGUGCGAUCGCUGGUAUUUUUGGCGGGACAGUCGGUGCAGCAGGGGGCGCUGUGGGCGGCGGGUUCGGUGCGUUGCUGGGGACGAGAUUUGCCGUUUAUGUGGUUGGAGGCGAGAGAGAAAAGAAAGAGACGAGGCAGGAAGUGAACGUGAGGCGAAAAGCUAAAAUCGACUUCACUGAAACCAUCAAACCUCUGCUGGUGGAGCUGAGCUCAAUAAAAACCAUCAGUGAGAAGUUAGAUCUCAUUCCUGUAGUUCAUCUCUUCACACGACAAACUGAGAAGACUCUGGCUGCUGCGGCCGCGAUGGAGGAAACUUUGGCUGAUCCUCAAAGAGACGAAGAUCUGACUCAGUUUGAAGAAGCAGCGAAACGAAGCCGACGAGUCUGUGAAGAGCUGAAGACCACGAGGACGAAGGCUGGGAAACUUUGGAAUGACCUGACGUGCGAACUUUCUUAACUUGCUGCCUUCAAAUUGAGCUUGUGAGCUUGGUGAUAAAGAAAUAAGUAAUUUGUUUGACAUAUAACUGUAAAAAAUAACUAUAUAUGAGAUAUGUUACUACAUUAAAAAAAUCGAAUAAAUGUAAAUGUUUAAAAUAAAAUUACCCUGAUAAAAAUGU
Molecule: messenger RNA, 1358 nt
Organism: Pleuronectes platessa (European plaice)
Lineage: Eukaryota; Metazoa; Chordata; Actinopteri; Pleuronectiformes; Pleuronectidae
Exons: 2
Coding region: 275-1198 (307 amino acids)
Source: RefSeq, a predicted model, not a curated record